AUGGAGGAUUGCGUAUUGGCACCAUAUUUUCCAGCAGAGAGAACGCAAGAAUUUCAAGCUGUUCAUAAGGUUUUUGGGGUUAGCAACGUAGUUAAAAUUGUGAAAGAGGUCAAUGAAGAGAGACGAAAAGAGACGGCGGAUUCGUUGGUUUGGGAGGCUGCUUGUAGGCAAGACGAUCCAGUAUUAGGUUGUUAUGGAAAGUACAAGAAAAUUAAGGAAGAGCUUGACUUGUUAAAAAUGCAGCAGCAGCCAUUGACAAAUCAAAAUCUGAACCACCAAAACCAAUUAGGGCAGCAGCAAGGGGUUGUAGUGUAUAACAAGCAGAUGGUUGCCUGGAAUGGCACUAAUGGGAUAAAUAAUAGAGGGAACAACAUUGGAGGAGGGUUCGUAAAUAAUAACAUGGUAAAUUAUUGUCAGGAUAAUUCAAAUUUGAUUUUUGAUUCAAUCCCACAUAAGUAUCGUUGGGAAUAUGUUCAAAAUCCAGAUAAAUCAAAUCAAGAAAGAGAUGCUAGCUCUCUUCUCCUUCUUCCAACCCAGCCACCGCCGCCGCUGCGUCACCAAUACUACCUUCCCGGCCAAUUUGGUCCAGCAAUGGACAACACAGUACUCUUCAUGGGAGAAGAAGAUGAAAAGUACUUUGCUUCUCACGUGAUAAAGUGCAAGGAUGGUUCAAAGUCAUUCAGUAAAGACCGUCUUAAUGACAAUUUCUGUGAUUGUCUUGAUGGGACUGAUGAGCCUGGAACUUCAGCCUGCCCAAGAGGAAAAUUUUAUUGCGGGAAUGUGGGAAGUACACCUAAGUUUAUUUUCUCAUCCCGUGUAAAUGAUCAAAUUUGCGAUUGUUGUGACGGAAGUGAUGAAUAUGGUAGUGGCAUCAAUUGUCCCAACACCUGCAUCAUGGGUGGAAAUUUGGAGUACAAGGCUGGAAAUUAUAUCUCACGUAUUGAUAUGAAAGAAUCGAGUAAGGGAGUUAUUUUGGAGGAAUUAUUCCAGAAGGCUAAAGGUUCCAUAGAUUUGUUCAAGUUGUUAGUGCAAGACCAGCCUUUGCCUAGUUUCUUUAUACAAGACAUUCAUCAGCCAAGCUUGAGAGGAUUUGAACAUGAUAUGGAGGUUGAUGUAUCAAUUAUACUAAAUGUACAAGAGCCUAUGUUGCUGAGGAAGUAA
Messenger RNA from Dovyalis caffra, 1161 nucleotides. Lineage: Eukaryota; Viridiplantae; Streptophyta; Magnoliopsida; Malpighiales; Salicaceae. The record is from the annotation of a GenBank genome assembly.